AAUUACCAAGACGUGUGAACGCCGAUUGGUCACCACACUCCUGUCCUGACAGCUGAGGCGAGGGCAUUCACUGAACCAGCAACCACAUUCACAAGCAUCAUAUGAGGCUGUGAUUAAGAAAAACUUUCUGCGGAUAUUUCGAAAGGUUAAACAGAAAGCAUUCCAUCUCUUUCAGAUUUCUAAUAGGGUCACAUCAGCCUGUCCAGUAUGAUGAAAGAUUGCCUUCAGUUCCUCAUUGAGCCAGCCAAGAAGCUCAAGUUUCGUCUGAAGGAGACGCGGAAGAGAGUGAAGCAUGUAAAGAAAGAGCCAUUAACAGAGAGUCAGCUGUUUAUUAUGGAGCUCGCACGAGAACUCAACAGGAUCUGUCAGAGGUCAGAUAUUCUGGCUCACAUCUGGACUGGAGAGGAUGUAUGGCCUCCACACGCCUGUCGAGAGUUCAUUGUGGAGACCGCCAACAUCCUGGAGAUGAAGGAAAAUACUGAGACACCCAUGGAAGUUUAUGCUGAUCUGCAUCCAGAAAAGCGGGACUGGAAGAGUCAUUUACUGAGCAUGCUGGAGCAGGGAGGAGAAUAUGACAUGGGCCCGUACAAAAGGACCAUUAUGGACUGGACAAGAGGACAGCGCAACAGACACCCGCAUGGUAUCUGGCCGGGUGAGGCGGUGUUGAUGAUGUUGGAUGACGUGGAGCUGCAGUGGAAGCGGGGUCACCUGUCACACCUGCAGUCUGCCUUGGAGAUGCUCAUAGGGGUCGUGCUUGGGGAACAUCUGGACAAGGAGCUCAUUCCAAGGCUGUGGCUGGUACAAAAACAAAAGACCCAGAAGAUCGAUUGCACUAGCUACAUUCCACACAUAGUGUGGAACUGGAUAUGUGAUGCUGCAGUGGAGGUGACUUUAGACCCAGAGACGGCCAACCCUGCUCUGGUUCUGUCUGAGGACUGCAAGCGCAUGCAGUGUGGUCUGGAGCGGCGUGAGGUUCCCUGCAGCCUGAGGCGCUUUGAUGGCUGGUGGUGCUGUCUCGGCUCUGAGGGCUUCUCGUCGGGACGCCGGUACUGGGAGGUAGAAGUGGGUGACCGUGAUUGGCGUCUCGGGGUGGCCAAAGAAUCAGCUCUCUGCAAAGGCUACAGACCGCUCAACACUCAGAGCGGAUACCUCACCCUCAGGCUGGAGCGGGGCUCCGAGCUCAAGGCCCUGACCAUACCACCCACACCCUUGCCCCAGUCGCUCAUCCCGCGGAGGGUGGGGGUCUAUCUGGACUAUGAGGAGGGGCAGCUAUCCUUCUAUGACACCCAGAAGCGUGCGCACAUCUACACAUACAGCGAGAGGUUCACAGAGAAGCUUUACCCAGUGUUUGGGACGGUGGAGAUGGUGCGCGAGAUGGUGAUCAGGCCUUCAGACCUGAGGGAGCGAUGUCUCUGUAAGGGGCAAUGCCUGUUCUGCUAAAUGACGGUGCUGCUGGACAUCACUCCUCUCUGCACCAUCUCCACCUGCCGCGUCAUGGUGCCGCCCGACUCUGUGAUCUGUCUGCUCGACAUCAUCAUCAUACCUUCUAGAAAAAACACAUCAGACACAGUUAGAAAGUUCCAACAUAUUUAUAUAACAACAAUAUUUUAUCUAGAAGUUAUAUUAUUUAAAAAGAAAUAAAUUGGAAUGAAAUAAAAUGA
Messenger RNA from Cyprinus carpio (common carp), 1661 nucleotides. RefSeq names its product E3 ubiquitin-protein ligase TRIM69-like. NCBI's taxonomy places the organism in Eukaryota, Metazoa, Chordata, Actinopteri, Cypriniformes, Cyprinidae. The record is from RefSeq and is a predicted model, not a curated record. Gene Ontology annotation, molecular function: protein binding.